AUGUCAUUGAUUCAAGAAGAAAUUGAUUUGGAUGUUGAUGAAAUGAAGCGUCAUAAUCAUAUAAAUGAAUCGUUUGCAACCGAUCCUGAAUUUGGAAGACAAAAUAUAAGAACAAAACGUGAACUAGGUCAUCGGGAUCUUUGGUAUGAUAAAUUAUAUGGAAAUUCACUUAAAGUUGAUGCACAUGGAAAUAUUCUUACAGUUGUUUAUGGUUUUAAAUUUAUUAAUAAACAUGCAGUUCGAGAAUUUUAUCCGAAUAAAUAUGUAAUUAGUGAUGAUCGUAUUUAUGUUUAUUAUACACUUUUUAAUCUAUCAAAAAUUUAUCUUAUUGCUUGUUUAAUGGAUUAUUUUUCUAUUGUGGCAACAUAUGUCGAAGAUCGAACAGCUAUUGAAUUUGGAGAAAAUAUUCUUUCAUCUCGUGCAAUUUUCAAAGAUGUUCGAAAUACUCGUUCUCAUGAUGCAAAAACGUUUUUAUUAAUCGAUAGUGAAUAUUGGUAUACUGAUAAAUUAAUGACAUAUUUAUUAGCAACUGAUAGUGAUACUAAUAAUUCAAAACGUGACUGGAAAUCACAUUUUAAUUAUAUUGUUGUUGAUGCACAAAAACCAUUAUUUUUUGCUGAAGGUACAACAUUAAGAAGAAUUGAUCAAAAUACUGGAAGUAUGAAAUUGGGUUCUAAUGCUGUGCAAUUACAACAAAAUGAAGUUUAUAGUGGAGACGAUGAAAAACUUCAAUCAAAUUCAACUGUUCGUCAUCAUUCAACAUUAUAUCAAACAUUUAAGAAUACACGUUGUUUUGAUCGUUCAAUAUCAGCAUUUCCAUCAAUACACACUCAUCCUGAUUUACCAUUAUACAUAAUACAUGAUCAUGAUGAAGAUGGUGAUCCAGAUGAUGAUAAUCCAUCAAAAGUUGGUCACGAUUUAGACUUUGAUGUUCGAUCAAACAUAACAUAUACAUCACCAAAAAAGACAUGCAGAAUCAACAAAUGA
Messenger RNA from Rotaria sp. Silwood1, 987 nucleotides. The record is from the annotation of a GenBank genome assembly. NCBI's taxonomy places the organism in Eukaryota, Metazoa, Rotifera, Eurotatoria, Philodinida, Philodinidae.